GACCCUGAAGUGGAGGAUCCUGGGAACCAGGAUAACAGGCCUCCGGUUGUUGAAUCUGACGAUGAGGCAGAGUACUACAGACAGGCUGUAGGGGAGGAGCCAGAUGAAGAUAUGUUCCCUGCAGCCAAGAGGAGGCAAAGACCUGAAAGGCCCUCAGGCGGACCCUUCAAGAAGAGGAAACCGUUCUCUGGUGACGACAGUAAAAACAAAUAUGGUUCCAAGUCACCUCAUAGGUCUGGUCCAAGAGGGAAACCCAGAGACCGAAUGGGGGGUGACGGGGACAGGAAAGAGGGAAAGAAAUUUGGGGGUGGAGGCAAAUCUUUUGGAAAGAUGUCACCGGGGGGCAAGAGGUUUGGAGGGAAGAAAUUUGGGGAUGGGGACAAGCGGUUUGGAGCGAAAAAAUUCUGUGACGGAGAUAAGAGAUUUGGAGGGAAGAAGUUUGAGAGGGGAAAGACAUUUGGGGGAAAGAAAUUGGGGGUUAUAAGUUUAAGGGCAAACCUCGUCAUGGUGGUUUGA
Coregonus clupeaformis (lake whitefish) is the source of this 516-nucleotide messenger RNA. Its product is annotated as keratin, type II cytoskeletal 1-like. Lineage: Eukaryota; Metazoa; Chordata; Actinopteri; Salmoniformes; Salmonidae. The record is from RefSeq and is a predicted model, not a curated record. The coding region runs from base 112 to 516 and encodes 134 amino acids. The transcript is spliced from 2 exons.